AUGUCGGCUACGGCCACGACUUCAACGUUCACCACCACACUUGUUGGAUCGCCUCCUGCCAUGACCAGCGUUGCUACCCGGAUCUCUGAGAAACAGUGUCCGACCUGCGGAGGGGAUGGCUCCGAACACUCCGCCGAGGAGGCCCAGCGCCGAAUCCAGGAGUUGGAGGGGCAGGUACGAGAUUUGAUGGAGCAUGCUUCCAUCACUGUCGGUCAACUCGCAGAAUACGAAGAACAAGUAACCCGACUGCGCUCUUGCGCAAACCAAGCAGUCACCGACACGCCGCGCUCGAGUUCCGAAACCCAAGCCCAACAAGGCCGCCUCGCGACCCUAACCUCCCUCCUCCCCUCCUACCGCCGCCCCAGCAACAACUCCAGCAACACCCCAGCCCCCACCACACCCACCGCGGCAGUCUGCCCUCCUCCGUACACCGUGCAACAAUCCCCCGCCAGCAGCGAAAGCACCUCCGAGCUCCAGGACGCGCUCACCCGCGAACAGAGCCUGCGCAAGGCCGCCGAGUCGCAACUGUCGCAGGCGAGCACUGAACUCGAGGAGUUGACCGUGCAGCUGUUCAGCCAGGCGAAUGAGAUGGUUGCGCAGGAACGCAAGGCGCGCGUGAGGCUGGAAGAGCGCGUAGCUGUGCUGGAGCGCCGUGAUGUGGAGAAGAGGUCUCGUCUGGAGAGGCUAGAGAAGGCCAUGGCGAGGGUUGAGAGGUUGCGCGCUUUGGUGAAUCCAUGA
Penicillium lagena is the source of this 738-nucleotide messenger RNA. RefSeq lists its product as uncharacterized. Gene Ontology annotation, cellular component: cell tip; Golgi to plasma membrane transport vesicle. Gene Ontology annotation, biological process: exocytosis. Gene Ontology annotation, molecular function: guanyl-nucleotide exchange factor activity. NCBI's taxonomy places the organism in Eukaryota, Fungi, Ascomycota, Eurotiomycetes, Eurotiales, Aspergillaceae. The transcript has 2 exons. The coding region runs from base 1 to 738 and encodes 245 amino acids. The record is from RefSeq and is a predicted model, not a curated record.